AUGUUAGGGUAUAUGAGAUGUCCGUCCAAAGUCCAGACAAAUAGCUACCUCCAGAGAGUUUCCAUGGAGGUUGUGGACAAUGUUUACAAGAUGUUGGAAUAUUUUAGAAGUCCACCCGAAGACCAGAUAAAUGUAUACCCUGACAGAGUUGUGAUCUACGAGUGUGCGUUUCAAACGUUGAGGUUUAUUGAUACACCUGACGAGGACAUGCCCAUGUCUGAAACAACUAAAAGUUCACAUGUGUCUUUGAAUGGAAAUUUGUAUUGGAUUGCUUGCAAUCGCCAGACUCGUGAGUAUUUCAUCCAAAGCUCUGAUUUCUCGAGUGAGAUUUUCAAACCCGUCUGUCUCCUUUCGUUUCAAGAAAGCCCUUCUUGUGAUGAGCAUGUCCUCGCGGUUUUCAAAGGAGAUCGGUUUUCGUUGUUAAUGCAAAGCUAUUUGACAAGGAAGAUUGAGAUUUGGGUAACGAAGAGGAAGAUUGAUGAUACAGAGGAAAUGGUGUGGAUGAAGUUGAUGACUCUAACAGCAACUAACUUGCCAAAGUUGUUUAAUAAGCUUUAUGGUGUUAGUUACUUCAUCUAUGACAAGACACUAGUCAUGUGUUGUGGGGACGAUGAAAGUGGAAAGCCUUGCAUCUAUAUUGUGAAGGGAGAUACGUGCAAUAAGAUUCAUAUAGGUGCUGACCUAAACAGCCUUGCAUCUAGGAUCACUUGGUUUUCUCACUGUGCCUAUGUUCCAAAUUGGACCUCUGUUCCUUUAGAGUUUUAG
Messenger RNA from Brassica napus (rape), 765 nucleotides. RefSeq names its product protein SUPPRESSOR OF NIM1 1-like. NCBI's taxonomy places the organism in Eukaryota, Viridiplantae, Streptophyta, Magnoliopsida, Brassicales, Brassicaceae. The record is from RefSeq and is a predicted model, not a curated record. The coding region runs from base 1 to 765 and encodes 254 amino acids. The transcript has a single exon.